Messenger RNA from Malurus melanocephalus (red-backed fairy wren), 1693 nucleotides. RefSeq names its product potassium channel tetramerization domain containing 15 (gene KCTD15). Bases 296 to 1066 code for a protein of 256 amino acids. The record is from RefSeq and is a predicted model, not a curated record. The transcript is spliced from 5 exons. NCBI's taxonomy places the organism in Eukaryota, Metazoa, Chordata, Aves, Passeriformes, Maluridae. Gene Ontology annotation, biological process: protein homooligomerization. Gene Ontology annotation, molecular function: protein binding.
GGGGGGCAACCAGACCUCCAGAGGGAACUCCCCCCUUAACCAACGCCCCCGGUAAAAGUUUUGGGCACUAUCUCCUCUGUCUCUCGGUGCAGUGUUCAGUGAAGCAGCGUGGAAGUGUGGGCAAAUGUUUAUGGACUUUUAAUUUUAGAUCCACCGAGCCCAAGGUCUGCAGCCCCCCGCCCCGCUUUGUCUGUGGGCUGGGACCACGGCGUAGGCAAGUUGUGUCGGAGUGGUUCUGGAGGCAGACCCGAGCGGUCGCCGUCCCUGUUUAAGACAGACAAAGGAGGGAAGAAGCAUGUCCCGUCUGUCUCUAACACGSUCCCCGGUUUCUCCGCUGGCUGCUCAAGGAAUUCCUCUCCCAGCUCAACUCACCAAGUCGAACGCUCCUGUGCACAUCGAUGUAGGAGGACACAUGUACACCAGCAGUCUUGCUACCUUGACAAAGUACCCCGACUCCAGAAUAAGUCGUCUGUUUAAUGGCACAGAGCCUAUUGUCUUGGACAGUUUAAAACAACAUUAUUUCAUUGAUCGAGAUGGGGAAAUUUUCAGAUAUAUAUUAAGCUUCCUAAGGACAUCUAAGCUACUGCUCCCAGAUGACUUUAAGGACUUUAAUCUUUUAUAUGAAGAAGCAAAGUAUUACCAGCUGCAGCCAAUGAUUAAGGAACUUGAGCGAUGGAAACAAGAGAAAGAACAAAGGAAACAUUUCCAGCCUUGUGACUGCUUGGUUGUAAGAGUAACUCCAGAUCUGGGGGAGAGAAUUGCAUUGAGCGGGGAGAAGGCUUUGAUAGAAGAGAUCUUCCCGGAGACCGGGGAUGUGAUGUGCAACUCGGUGAACGCAGGCUGGAACCAGGACCCCACGCACGUCAUCCGCUUCCCCCUGAACGGCUACUGCCGCCUCAACUCCGUGCAGGUGCUUGAAAGAUUAUUUCAAAAGGGAUUUAGCGUGGCAGCUUCCUGUGGUGGUGGGGUGGAUUCCUCCCAGUUCAGCGAAUAYGUGCUGUGUCGUGAAGACAGACGGCCACAACCCACCCCAACAAUCAGAAUAAAACAGGAGCCCCUGGACUAGACCCUCCCCACACCCCCUUUCUAACCAUAGAAGUGUUUAAUAGUCCCUUACAUGAAACACUGAGGAUUUGCAAAACAGUAUUAGCRAACAGAUUUUGACUUUAUGUUGCCAGUUAGUGGUAUUUUGAAACUACCUGUCACAUAGCCAGCCAUGGAAUGCUUUUGGAAAAGUUGUCCGUGGUUCCCGGUGAAGCUCCUGAGCAUGCUCAGCAUGGAAGGGCUGGGAUGGACUUUGGGCUGCCCAGCAGUGGUGUGGAACAGGCAAAGCUUGCAAACCCUGCUGGGGUCUGCAGCGAGAGCUGUGGAAGCCGUGGAGCAGAGCAGCAGGAACAGCGGCCCCGAGAGCUGCCAGGAACCCCGGAGCUGCGCCGCGGGGACGGGGGCGUCGACAGGAGGAAGAACCCUAAAAACUGCACUGAGAAUCUUCCCUGACUGCUGCCCCUCCUCCAUAUCAGACAUGCUUUACACCCCCAGCAUCGCGGCCACCUGGGGAUUGUAUCACCCACACAAGCAAAUGGCUUAUUUUUGUACUACAUUUCCAGCUGAGGUCUCUCUCUGUGAACAGGAUCCAGAACCAGAAAAGGACUGAUUUAUAGUCACUGGUGCUCAGUACUAAAUACCACCCAAA